This is a messenger RNA of Elaeis guineensis (African oil palm), 2796 nucleotides long. RefSeq names its product probable cyclic nucleotide-gated ion channel 20, chloroplastic. The record is from RefSeq and is a predicted model, not a curated record. Gene Ontology annotation, cellular component: membrane. Gene Ontology annotation, molecular function: monoatomic ion channel activity. Gene Ontology annotation, biological process: transmembrane transport; monoatomic ion transport. NCBI's taxonomy places the organism in Eukaryota, Viridiplantae, Streptophyta, Magnoliopsida, Arecales, Arecaceae.
UCGUCAUCCAUACUAUUCUUAACUUUUUUUUUCUUUUUUGGGAUAUAUAUGAAGUCUCUCUCGGAACAUUGAAUUGGAGUCAACACUCUCUUUCUCUCCUUCUCGCUCUCUAAUGUGAAGAUGACGGCUCACGAGUGACAAGCUCUUGAGAAGCAUCUGGUUUGGGUCAAAUUUCAAGUUCCCAUGCCAUCAAACAUAGAAGGUGAAUAUCGAAGUUCAAUGGCUGGGAGUGCAUCAAUGUCUAAGCCACCAAGAUCAUCCUAUGAAAAUGAAGAUCACUUUGUCUCUCCUACUGGUCAUCUGCGUAGCAAGAGGACAACGCAAUUUGUACCUUUGAGCAGCCCUUUAUACAGCAAGCAGAAACCUGAUAAGAUUUCUGGGUCCAAGUUUGGCAAACAACAUAACUUACUUGCAGUCAUGCCUGAAGAAAUGGCUCAGAAGAACUGGUCAGAUGGUGAUCAUGAAGGAAGAAAUGAGCAUUUGCUGAAAUCUGGGAGCUUGGCAUUAUGCAGCAAUCCUGAUUGCAUCAAUUGUUCAGCAGCUUAUAUAGUGAAACGGGAUCGUCUCCAAGGUUCAAUUCAUCUUGACAGCAAGCUUCAUGAAAUUCUGUAUGGGGAUGCUGGAGGGUCAAGGAAAUUUACUUCUUGUUUUAAUUCAUAUUUCCCAAUCAUGAAUCCACAUACCAGGGUUGUCCAACAAUGGAACCGAUUUAUUUUUAUUUGUUGCCUGGGGAUGGUUGUCUUUGAUCCAGUAUUUUUCUUGCUUCCCUCAAUACAAAUGCACAACAAGUGUAUAAUCAUGGACUGGUCCUUGGCAACAUCAUUUGCAAUUGUGAGGAGUGUGAUUGAUUUCAUCUACUUCAUACACAUGCUUCUUCAGUUCAGGGUGGCAUAUGUGGCUCCUGAAUCUAGAGUGGUGGGUGCUGGGGAUUUAGUUGAUCAACCAAAGAAAAUAGCUCUUCAUUAUCUUCAACAUAAUUUUAUACUUGACCUGUGUGUCGCAUUACCACUUCCUCAGAUCAUGUUAUUGUUCGUCAUACCAGAAGCUGUGGGACCAACAGAAGCGGUCUAUGCAAGAGAUGUCUUAUGCUUAACAGUUAUAAUUCAGUAUAUACCAAGAAUGAUUAAAUUUUUCCAAUUGCUAGCUGGUUGGUCAACAGGUGGCUUCGUAUUUGAGUCAGCAUGGACAAGUUUUGUUAUGAAUAUGUUUAUGUAUUUGUUGUCUGGGCAUGUUGUGGGCACAAUCUGGUACAUGUUUGGGCUACAGAGGGUUAAUGAUUGUCUACAUGCUGCCUGCUCUGAUUCUUAUAUCUUGCGUUGUGAAUCAUUCAUUGAAUGUGGACAUGGAAACAAUAAUUCAAUAUCAGCCUGGCAACAGUGGUUAAAUGAUUCAGCAUCUGGAGGCUGCUUGACUACAGAUGGUGGUUACGCAUAUGGAAUUUAUAAUCAAGCUGUUCUCUUAACUACGCAACCUAGUAUCAUCACACGACUUAUUUAUGCGAUGUGUUGGGGUUUCUUGCAAAUGGCUACACUAGUUGGUAACCAAAUUCCAAGUUAUAAUGUGUGGGAGAAUCUGUUCGCUACUUUUCUUAUUGGAUUGGGACUGUUGCUUUUUGCUUGGCUACUUGGAAAUAUGCAGAACUUCCUCUCGGCUCUUGGAAGGAGGAGAUUCGAAAUGCAAAUAAGACAACGUGAUUUUGAACAAUGGCUGAGCCGUCGACACUUGCCAGAAGAACUGCAGAGGCAAGUGAGACAAGCAGAAAGAUUUAGUUGGGCUGCUACACGAGGCAUAAAUGAAGAACAACUACUUGAGAAUCUACCAGAAGAUAUACAGAGAGACAUACGCCGCCAUUUCUUUAAAUUUCUCAGAAAGGUUUGGAUUUUCACCCUAAUGGAUGAACCGAUCUUAGAUGCUAUAUAUAAAAGAUUAAGGCAAAAGUUUUACAUACAAGGAAGCGAUAUUCUAUAUCAAGGAGGUCCUGUUGAAAAAAUGGUUGUCAUAGUGCGGGGCAAAGUCGAGAGCAUUGGAGUAGAUGGAAAUAUCGCUCCCUUGUCAGAAGGAGAUGUUUGUGGUGAGGAGCUCCUCACAUGGUAUCUUGAACACUCUUCGGUGUAUAAAGAUGGGGGUAAAAUUAGGUUCCCUGGACAGCAUUUAUUUUCUACCAGGACAGUUAAAUGUUUGACAAAUGUUGAAACCUUUGCACUCCGUACUGCUGAUCUUGAAGAAGUUGCUACCAUGUUUCCACGACUCCUGCGGCAUCCUCAUGUUCAACGAGCAAUAAGAUAUGAAUCACCCUACUGGAGGAAUAAGGCUGCAAUCCAGAUUCAAGUUGUGUGGAGAUACAGACAAAGGCGUCUGAAAAAGAAAGCAAGUUCCAUGAGUGACUCCUCUCAUUCUAGCCCUGGCGCCACUCAAAAGCAGGAAGCAGAUUCUGCAAAACAACUGUACAUGUAUGGUUAACAGGUCAUAUGCAUACAUCUGUUUGGGAGCAGAGGGUCUGCUUUGGAGAGUGUGACAGAUAUGAUUGACCUGUCAGUUUAAUGGUCUUUUGUUUGCGGGCUCAAGCAGAAUAUAUAGAUUCUCUGGGAGUUCAUAAUUGUUUCAACAUCUGAACUAAUGAUGGAUGAAUCACAAAUUGAAAAGAGCAGUAACAUUUAAAGCCUUUGGUAAUUAUAAAGUUCAAAUGCACCUUCCUAGUCGCCAAUAUGAGCAGCUUGCCACUAACUUUAUUUUGAUUCAAAGAGAUCAACCAUUUGAUCUUCUAAUCUUAGAAAGAACUCCUAUUCUUGAUUAUGC